Messenger RNA from Trichophyton rubrum CBS 118892, 1119 nucleotides. RefSeq names its product homoserine dehydrogenase. The record is from RefSeq and is a predicted model, not a curated record. Lineage: Eukaryota; Fungi; Ascomycota; Eurotiomycetes; Onygenales; Arthrodermataceae. Gene Ontology annotation, biological process: aspartate family amino acid biosynthetic process; L-homoserine biosynthetic process. The coding region runs from base 1 to 1119 and encodes 372 amino acids. Gene Ontology annotation, molecular function: NADP binding; aspartate kinase activity; homoserine dehydrogenase activity. The transcript has 2 exons.
AUGUCGGCCAAAGCAAUCUACAUCGGUGUCGUCGGAGUUGGUGGCGUUGGGAGCCACUUUCUCUCACAACUAUCUAAGUUACCAAAUGCCCCAUCCCUGGUCCUCAUUGCCCGGUCCUCACAGACACUCACUUCCCCGGCUCCCUCAUACCAAGCCAUCCCCCCGGCAGACUGGCAGUCGGCUUUCUCCUCCGGCUCAUUUACCAAGUCUGAAGCCUGGUCUCCAGAGCAGAUAGCUACCUACCUCUCAGGGGUGCCAGGACGAGCCAUCCUAGUUGACAACACCUCUGACCCUACAAUUGCCAAUUCGUACCCUAUUUUCACAAGCAAAGGUAUCAGCAUCGUCACGCCAAACAAGAAGGCGUUCUCCUCCUCCCUGAAGCUAUGGAAGGAUAUAUUCUCCACUGCUACUGCCAACAAUGCAUUGGUUUACCAUGAAAGUACCGUGGGCGCCGGACUGCCUGUUCUUUCGACCCUGCGUGAUCUAGUCAACACUGGUGACAAAGUGACUCGAAUUGAAGGUGUCUUUUCAGGAACCCUGUCCUUCCUGUUUAACCAGUUUUCUUCCCCUUCCCCUUCAGCUGCAGGUGAGAAGAAGAAAUGGAGUGAGGUUGUCAGCAAGGCCAAGGAGCUGGGGUAUACCGAGCCUGACCCCCGAGACGACUUGAACGGCAUGGAUGUUGCGCGUAAAUUGACCAUCUUGGCUCGAAUUGCUGGGUUGGAAGUUGAGAGCCCAGACUCGUUUCCCAUUGAGAGCUUGAUUCCAGGUGAGCUUGCAAAACUAGAAGCUGGGCCCAAAGGGACUGAGGAGUUUAUGCGUCUCCUGCCUGACUUUGAUGGGAAGAUGGAGGAUCUUCAGAAAAAGGCGGAAGCAUCCGGCAAGGUACUGCGAUAUGUGGGUAGCAUUGAUGUUCCUCAGAAGGUUGUCAAAGUGGGCUUGCAAAGCUUUGACAAGGAUAGUGCCAUGGCAGGGCUCAAGGGCAGUGACAACAUUAUCAGUUUCUACACUGAGCGAUACGGAGAACUUCCUCUAAUUGUCCAGGGUGGCGGUGCUGGCGGAGCUGUUACUGCUAUGGGAGUCAUGUCUGAUUUGAUAAAGGUACUAGAGAGGCUGAGAUAA